Molecule: messenger RNA, 1233 nt
Organism: Maylandia zebra (zebra mbuna)
Lineage: Eukaryota; Metazoa; Chordata; Actinopteri; Cichliformes; Cichlidae
Gene: ubxn10
Product: UBX domain protein 10
Source: RefSeq, a predicted model, not a curated record
GACGCUUGAGAAAGGACUUAAUACCCAAACUGGGAAGUAAAGCGCACAAACGCUAAUUUAACUUGUUGACCGGCUACGGAAGCGUACAUUUAUACGUUUAACCAGUGCGAUAGUUUUUAAAAGCUGUGCUCAUAGCCUUUAGAACAAUAUAAACUUUCUUUACUCUUUUUUUGUAAAGCACUUACGCCGAAACACAGCUGGAAAUCUUCAAAGCAGCGGAUCUUCGAUGCAUCUAACAAGGCCAAAAUCCUCUAAGGGGCGAAGCAGACCUGCUGUAGACAGCUCACUGUAUCCAGGGGAGGCGAACAGCAUCCACAGGGAGCCGGGGUCUCCUGAGUUCCGCAGGCCGGACAGAAACCUUCGCUCCCGGUCUCAGCCCGUCAUGUUGCAAGCUAACCACCUGAGCCAAGAGGAAGUUUUGCACAUGCUGCAGCGUACUCCUGCUGCUCCGCCACAGUCCUUAAACAAGUACAAAGUCCUUCCGUCAAUAGAGAAGAGAAGGCAGUCAGAGGUGAGCCUGCACAAAGACGUGUACAACCUUAACCUAGCAAAGGAUGGUGAUGAUGUGACCAAGGUCUGCAGCCCCAGUGAUUCAACGGCAGAAGCUGGCAGUGGCAGUUUGCUUCUUGCUGUAAGAGCUCCAUGCGGAAGGAGGUUUCAGCAGCCCUUUGACCCCACACACACUCUGCUAACAGUGAAAGCCAGUGCAGAGGCCAGGUUUGGAACCAGGUAUGAAGAUGCUUGCAUUGAGACCAUGGAGGUGCCACGCAGGACCUUUAGAGACCUGCGUAUGACUCUGGCACAGUGUGCCAUUCCUAACAGAUCCGUGCUGUGCAUCUCUCAGAAAACUGACACUAUGGGGGGACAGGAGUAAUAUGUGUUCUUUGAGGUCUGUAACUGUGCAUUUUGUAGCUUCACUUGGAUAUCUGAACUUCACUGUGCAAAGUUUAAAAGGCUUCUUUCGCACCAAUCUGUAGCCUCUAAGAUUUUUAAUGCCAAACUUCGUCCAAUAUGCACCUUACUCAAGUAAAAUUAAACUUCUCGUGCUCAGGAUCUGUGUAGCAGAAGAGAUGUUUUUCUGCAUUGUGUUCAUGAACCUGCACGGAGUUGUGAUUCUUCAGAGUACUUUGAGAUUAUAUACAUUUCAGGAUGUAUAAAUAAAUGUUUCAUAACUCUGGAAGCUCAAUGAGCAAAUGGGGUUAUAUAUUUGGAAAAUAAAAUAUUCACAACGAC